AUGCACACAGCCGAGAAGAGCUCUGCACACGGCCGUCCCGUGGCAUCACGUCAUGCUCAGGCGACGCAAUCAGAUGCGGUAACCUCUCUACCUUAUCUGAAUAUGCACAAUGCUCACUCCGACAACUGUAACAUCUCUUGGCCCCGUGGAUUGGGGACAAGCAAGGGUCGACAGCAUGGUGAUUACAGAUCGCCCAAGGCAACGCCGCGUUCAGGCCACAAGUCGACCCUUCUGGGGGCCCUAAGGGGGGCCGACCAGUUGGACGAGCUGAUAUGUCCUCAUAGACCUAAACCUCGCCCUUACGGAGCUCUUGCGGGGGUGGCCUUGUCCCGAGACAAGAGUAUGCGGGUGUCGCACCGAAAGCCUGCCGAUCCGGAUUGCCGCCCCCAGCACAACACCACAUUUGGUCUCUUACCUGCAGCGUAUCCUCUGGUCGAGCCGUGUGAUUCAAUGGCAAACGGCCCGCAUUCGUGGUGGACGACGCCACCCGCCUGGUCCAGCUGA
Messenger RNA from Microdochium trichocladiopsis, 504 nucleotides. RefSeq lists its product as uncharacterized. The transcript has a single exon. Lineage: Eukaryota; Fungi; Ascomycota; Sordariomycetes; Xylariales; Microdochiaceae. The record is from RefSeq and is a predicted model, not a curated record. The coding region runs from base 1 to 504 and encodes 167 amino acids.